GUCUGCUGACUGUUCAUGAGCAGUGACAGUAUAGCUAACCAAGUGACCCUAAAGGCCGAGGUGAUGGGGGACAAGAAAAACGAAGAGAAAGCUCCUCUAGUAGCUGAGGAAACAAAGGUGAAGGUGCUUCAUGAAACUGAGGCCACCCUGGAUGUCGAUGGCGUGACUGAUUACGGCCUCACUGGAGCAAACUCCAUCUACUCGGCGAUUCUCAGCAGAAACGAGGAGGUCAAAGAUGCCAAGCGACUGAAGACUUUUUUGGAACUGCGAGACAAAUAUGUGAAGAAGAAGGUUUUGUUUGAGGACCCUCUGUUUCCUGCAAACGACUCAAGUCUUUUCUACAGCCACAAACCAUCGAUGAAGAUUGAGUGGAAGCGUCCCUCAGAGAUCUGUGAAAACCCUCAGUUCAUCAUAGAUGGAGCCAACAGAACCGAUAUCUGUCAAGGAGAACUCGGUGACUGCUGGCUGCUUGCCGCCAUCGCCUGUCUGACGCUGAGUGAAAAGCUGCUGUACAGAGUCAUCCCACCGGAGCAAAGUUUCACAGAGAACUAUGCUGGCAUCUUCCACUUCCAGUUUUGGCGUUACGGUGAAUGGAUCGAUAUAGUUGUAGACGACCGGAUCCCCACCUGCAACAAUCUCCUAGUUUUCACCAAAUCGUUCAGAGAAAAUGAGUUCUGGAGUGCCCUUCUGGAGAAAGCCUACGCCAAGCUGCAUGGGUCUUAUGAAGCACUGAAAGGGGGGAACACGUUGGACGCCAUGGAGGACUUCACGGGGGGAGUCACGGAGCUCUUUGAGUUGUCCGAGGCGCCCAAAGGCCUGUUCAUCAUCAUGAAGAAAGCUCUGGAGAGAGGCUCGCUGAUGGGCUGCUCCAUUGACGACACAUCAGGUAAUGAAAUAGAGAGCCGGACAGAACAAGGGCUGGUCAGAGGUCACGCCUACUCCAUCAUAGCCCUGGAAGAGUGUGACCAGGUUUCAGGGGAUGCCAAAAUUCGCCUGAUUCGUCUACGUAAUCCCUGGGGUUGGGUGCUCUGGAAGGGUCCAUGGAGCGUGAAUUGCAGGGCCAGAAUCAGCAUCUGCAGAAGGACUUUUUCCUCUACAACGCCUCCAAAGCAAAGUGUAAGACCUACAUCAACCUGCGCGAGGUGACGGAGCGUUUCCGCCUCCCUCCGGGGGAGUACGUCAUCCUACCGACAACCUUUAAGGCUCACGAAGAGGGGGAGUUCCUCCUCCGGGUGUUCUCUGAGAAUAAAAGCACAUCAGAGGAGGCAGAGACUACAAUUGACAAAAUCCAGAAAGGAAAGCCAAUCGUGUUUGUGUCCGACAGAGCACGCGCCAAUAAAGAAAUCGAGCACGAGGGCAUUCGGGGGGAGAAGAAAAAGAAACCAAAGCGUAAACUGCUACAACCUGUGGAAGAGACGGAGGAGGAAAAGCAGUUCCGAGCAAUUUACCAGAAGAUUGCUGGUGAGGACAUGGAGAUCUGUGCUGGCGAGCUGAUGACGAUCAUGAAGAACGUACUCUCCAAGCAUAGUGACAUAAAGUCCGAAGGUUUCAGUCUGGAGACGUGCCGCAGUAUGAUCGCUUUGAUGGACACUGAUGGGUCUGGAAAGUUGAAUCUGCAGGAGUUCAAACAUUUGUGGAAAAAGAUCAAGAUGUGGCAGCUCAUCUUUAAAAGCUACGAUAAAGAAGGAAAAUGCUGCAUCAGCAGUUUUGAGAUGAGGAAUGCCGUAAACGACGCAGGGUAUCAUCUGAACAAGCAGUUGUAUGACAUCAUCGCCAUGCGCUACGCAGACAAGCAGCUCAACAUCGACUUUGACAGCUACAUCUGCUGUUUCGUGAGACUGGAGGGCAUGUUCAGAGCGUUCAAUGCUUUUGAUAAAGAUGGAGAUGGAAUAAUCAAACUCAAUGUGCUUGAGUGGCUUCAGCUGACCAUGUACUCUUAAGUCACCAACUUGUGAAUAAAAUGGAAACUUGUGCUUUA
Oryzias melastigma (Indian medaka) is the source of this 1978-nucleotide messenger RNA. It is a transcript of the gene capn3b, whose product is annotated as calpain 3b. Gene Ontology annotation, molecular function: calcium ion binding; calcium-dependent cysteine-type endopeptidase activity. NCBI's taxonomy places the organism in Eukaryota, Metazoa, Chordata, Actinopteri, Beloniformes, Adrianichthyidae. Gene Ontology annotation, cellular component: cytoplasm. Gene Ontology annotation, biological process: proteolysis; negative regulation of apoptotic process. The record is from RefSeq and is a predicted model, not a curated record.